AUGCAUGAAAAACAAAUAGAACAUGAACGUGAGAUAUGUUCUGGUUAUAGAGACUCGCCAUACGAACUAGACCAAUGGGAACAAGAAGAUUUAAAGAGAGAAUUUAGAGAAUAUGAACUCGCUAAGAUAGCAUUUGAAGCUGCAGAAAAGAAGUUAAAAGUUUGGGGUCGUUUUGUACAAAAAUAUUGUGAGUAA
Trichomonas vaginalis G3 is the source of this 195-nucleotide messenger RNA. RefSeq lists its product as uncharacterized. Bases 1 to 195 code for a protein of 64 amino acids. Lineage: Eukaryota; Parabasalia; Trichomonadida; Trichomonadidae. The record is from RefSeq and is a predicted model, not a curated record. The transcript has a single exon.